AUGGCGCCAAGCGGGCUUGAUGGGUGGCGAUUGCCAGCCUAUGAGCCGCUACACAAUGAGCUUGAGCCACACGAGACUGAACAGGCGAUGUCCUCAUCUGCCGUAAUCAGGGAGGAGACCGGAGAGCUCGACGACCACGAAGAGACGAGGCCAGGCAAUAUUUCACAGUCUUCAAACUCUUCCAGCAGGGAUGAAGCAUCGUGCUCUGGAUCAACUUCGGAUACGGCGAUCAUGCGAGGCUCAGCUGAGGACAAACCUCCGGAGUCCAAUGUCAGCGCACCAGAGCCAAAAGAUGCUUCAGACCGGUUUACCCUUGAAUUGGCUGGGGUCGUCGUCUCAGCCGGUCUACUUGCUACGAUGCUGGCCCUCCUGAGUGUUUACGAUCACCACCCCCAACCGAGCUGGCCGCAUAUCUCGUUGAACGCGGUCAUCUCUACCCUCAGUACUCUCUCCAAAGCGAGUCUUAUAUUCUCCCUGGGUGAGUCAUUGGGACAAUUGAAGUGGGUGUGGUUUAGUCAACAAAAGAGACCACUACUUCACCUGCGAUUGUUCGAUUCGGCCAGUCGGGGAGCUUGGGGGAGUUUAAGACUAGUUUGGCACCAACGUGCCCAACAUUUCGCAGGGUUAGGUGCUGUUGUUAUGAUUUUAGCCUUGGCAUUUGACCCAUUCUCGCAGAACCUCAUACACAACUACGUUAAAAUGGUAGCAGAUCCAUCAGGGACGGCACGGAUCGGAACUGUCUCGUUAUACAAUACUAUCGGGUCCGAUAUGGCGCCUAGUUUCCCUGAGGUUGACCCUGCACUGAAGGGAAAUGUUUACAAUUCGCUUUUCAAUAACGAUCAAAGCCGACCUUGGGAGAUCCCAAAGUUUGUCUGCACGUCCAGUAACUGUACCUGGGAUGAACCCGUGGCGUCCCUGGAAUUCCGGACUCUUUGCACCAACGUCACCAGCGCUCUGAUACCCAACUGCACGAAUUUUCCCGCUAACUCAUCCUACGCCGGUCAGACAAACUGCACUUUUACCCUUCCCAAAUCCAGCACCUCCGCCUGGUAUCUCCCAGAUUUCCCCUUGAUGACCCCAUUCUCGGUUGCCGAAGUGGCGCCCACCGACGCGGAGGUGUAUACAAAUGCCAGCCUGAUCGUGAUCCAGCAUAUAGCUCCACAGCACGCGAAUGUUAGCCUCUUCGAGGGCGGAAUCUUCCCGAAUGGGACUCUGUGGGAGGCGACAGAAUGUCUUCUGGAUCCUAUCGUGCGCAGCUUCCGCCCAGCCGUCCAUCAAAACGCCUACAGUGAGGAGACACUUGCCAUCUGGACGCAGAGCAACUUUGUCACUGGCGACGAUGCCAACGUCACUGAUGGAAAUACGCUUACGCCUCCGGACUCUUGGGUGGCCGACUACGGCGUCCCUGUGAAUCAAAGCAGCCCGCAGAACAACAGCGCCCAGUCCUAUGUGCUCGGUUUUGUCGCCGGCAAAGCAAUUGAGAUAUUUUUUCAAGCCAUCUUAUCCGGCCAGUCGAGCCGCGGCAUCCUACACACAGUGUUUACCCCUGCAUCUAUUAACUAUGCUGCGUCCGAUGCCCUCGAGGCGCUGGGGUGGGGCAAUAUCACCGGGUGCAGCGAUCUCCUCGCCGACCGACUCCCCCGUGCUAUGGGCAAUGUGGCCGCGGCGAUGACCAAGACCCUACGCGACUCGGCGUACAUCGCUGGCCCCCGGUCGACCUCGGGCUGGGCCGUGGGCAACGCGAUGGUGCCCGCGGUUUAUAUCGCCACCCAGCGCGCGCGAGCGCCUGCUUGGAGGAAUGAUACACUGCCCUUGCUGUUUUUGUAUAAGAGCGAGGAAGGGCUGUUGCGACCCGACGGCAGACUGGCGGGACCGGGAAGGGAGCUUUGCAUGGCUAGACUCUAUGAGGACGAGGGUCGAGUGUUUCUUGGUCAGUGGACAGAGAGCGACAGACUUGAUGAUAAUGAUGAAAGAUAG
Aspergillus welwitschiae is the source of this 1977-nucleotide messenger RNA. Its product is annotated as DUF3176 domain-containing protein. NCBI's taxonomy places the organism in Eukaryota, Fungi, Ascomycota, Eurotiomycetes, Eurotiales, Aspergillaceae. The record is from RefSeq and is a predicted model, not a curated record. Bases 1 to 1977 code for a protein of 658 amino acids. The transcript has 4 exons.